Suillus bovinus is the source of this 330-nucleotide messenger RNA. Its product is annotated as ubiquitin-related domain-containing protein. Gene Ontology annotation, biological process: protein sumoylation. Gene Ontology annotation, molecular function: protein tag activity; ubiquitin-like protein ligase binding. The transcript is spliced from 5 exons. Lineage: Eukaryota; Fungi; Basidiomycota; Agaricomycetes; Boletales; Suillaceae. The record is from RefSeq and is a predicted model, not a curated record. Bases 1 to 330 code for a protein of 109 amino acids. Gene Ontology annotation, cellular component: nucleus; septin ring.
AUGGCUGAAGAGCUGCAGCAAAAUUCUCAAGGACAGGAAGGCUUUAAGCUUGAGGAGAACGCGCCAAUUAAUGUCAAGGUUGUAAGCUCGACCGGGGACGAGGUUUUCUUCAAAAUCAAGAGCAACACCAAGUUGAGCAAGCUUCAAGGCGCUUAUGCUACUAAAGUCGGUAAGGAUGUGGGCAGCAUUCGAUUUUUGUACGACGGGUCCAGAAUCAAUGACGAUGAUACGCCUGCAAGCCUCGAAAUGGAGGACAACGAUACGAUUGAUGUGAUGGUAGAACAGGUUGGCGGUUCAUCUCCUGCAUAUUUGUACAGUGGUCACCCAUAA